UUGGAGACAGAGCUCUGAAGGGUGUGUUUUAUGUACCACUGCAGAUUCAAUGCAAAAAAGACUCGAGGAAGGGAAUGAGCCAGAAGACAGAACUGAAAAGAUGCUGAGAUAAAGAAAAGAUGGAGACAAAAAUGUGACAAGGAGAAAACAAAAGGGAUGAAACAACGAGAUAAAAGACAGUAGCGGAUAAAGGAAGAGGAACACCUCCAGAGUUGGCUACAGAAGGAGGGAUUGUGGAAACGUAAGACAGAAGCAAGCAGCUUCAGGAUCCCCAGUCACAACACAAAAGCAAAUCCUGCGCAGAACCAAAUUAAGGCGCGCUAUUGUUAACCCUUCACCGCCCUCCAGUGGGUCUCACUGGAGAGUGUGUCUGGCUUGGUGCAUAAACUGGGAGGGUCUGUGUUGUCCUGUGUUGAUGAGUGUUCUGGUGUUUUCUGUCACUUUUGAUGGGACAUUAAGAGAUGUUCGUGUCACAGCGUCCGUGGAUUGGCUGUAGGGGGCCAUACUCCCCUGUUCUCCCCCUGAUCCUCCUGCCUUUGUCCUUCCUGCUUGCUCAGGGAGCUAUCAGCAUUCCGGAACACUAUAACAUACCCCGCUUGCAAACGCCUCCCAGUCUGACAGUGGUGCCAGCAGCGGUGACGGCGUUUUCUCGAGAAGAUAUAAUUCUGACCUGUGAGGCCUCUGGCAACCCCACACCCCACAUCCGCUGGGUGAAGGAUGGCGCCCAGUUUGGCAGGGAACAGAAAGGGUCCGGAAAAGUUAACGCCUCAGAAUACGGAAAAGAGGCGCCGCUGGAAUCCUUCGCCGGCUUCUACCAAUGUUUUGCCUCCAAUGACCUGGGGACUGCCAUGACACAAACUGUAAAGGUUAUAGUUGAGCCUCAUCCAUUUAUACCAAAAGAAAACGAAUUGACCAAGACAGCAUUUGUAGGCCAGAGCAUAAUCCUGACCUGUAACCCUCCAAAAAGGUCUACUCCUCCUCGGAUCUACUGGAUGGGCACCGGGAUGGUUCACAUUCCACAGAAUGAAAGAGUAAUGAUUGGCCUGGAUGGAAACUUGUACUUUUCAAAUCUUGUGAUGGACGACAGCAGAGAGGACUACAACUGCUAUGCUCAGUACACAUCAGCCAGGACUAUUAUCCAUCCGACUGCUGUAAAACUCACUGUCCAGUCAAGUAACGAUGUCAGUCAGGAAAAAGGACCACAUUUCCUCCAACCCCAAGACUCCCACAAUGUAGUGCCAGCCCUCAGGGGUCAAACUGUCACCCUUGAAUGUAUCCCCAAAGGCCUGCCUACUCCCAAGGUGGAAUGGCAGAAGACAGAUGGGGUUCUGAAGACCACAAGUGCCUCGCUAAACAACAGUGCCCGCUGGCUUCACUUCAAGAGCAUCACCGAGGAUGAUGACGGAGAGUACAAAUGUAGGGCGCACAACAUUCAUGGGAAUGCGACACGUUCCUUUACAAUUACUGUAAAAGCGGCUCCCUACUGGACGAAGCAGUCCCCAGACCUGAAGUAUGCACCAGGGGAAACUGUAAGACUGGAUUGUCUGGCCAAAGGGAAUCCUGACCCCACCAUCACCUGGAGAAUCAAUGGCGAACCACUGACAGGUGGGACAGCCGUGGAUGAGGAUUCCCGUCGGACCGUAACCAGCAGCGCACUGAUACUGAGGGAUGUGGUACUUUCUGACACAGCCGUCUAUCAGUGUGAAGCCACCAACGUACACGGCUCCAUCCUCCAGAAUAUCAACCUGUUUGUUGUUGAGCUUCCUCCUCAGAUCUUGUCUUCUGAUGGGAUGGUGUACAAGGUCUUUGAAGAUGAAGACAUCAACAUGGACUGUGAAUCUUUUGGUGCUCCUCGACCACAUAUAUCAUGGGAGCGUGACGACAUGGUUCCUCUGCUGUCAGAUCCUCGUGUUUCCCUGUUUACCAAUGGAACAAUUGAGAUAGUUAAUGUCACCCAUGAAGACCAGGGAGUGUACACCUGCUCUGUUGAUAACACCAACAUCUCCAUUACUGCUAACCUGGAAGUUUUUGAUAAAACUGAAAUACUCAAAGGUCCCCAGGACAUCUACGUCCACAGAGGAGAAGCUGUUUUCCUGGACUGUCACUUCUACAAGGAUCCUCGACUGCAUGGCUCCAAGGUCCAUUGGAAGAAAGACAACCUGAACUUGAGGAUGCUUGACAAGUACACUUUUUUCAAGAAUAACACACUAAAAGUGACAAAGGUCCAGUCAGAUGACACAGGAAAUUACACUUGUGAGGUCGAAACUGAACCACUGGGCCAUGUGAAAGCCACUGGCUCCAUCAUUGUAGAAGCUCCACCAGGGCCUCCGGGUUCUGUAUCCCUGUCCGGUGUUGAGGACCACAGCGUCAAUCUCAGCUGGAUCCCAGGACCCUCACACAACAGCCCCAUAACAGUGUUCAUCGUGGAAGGCCAUGAGCAGCCCCACUCAGAGGGUAGGAACUCAGCAUGGCAGACGUGGACCACGGUACCCGGGAACUUCAGUCACGUCGUGCUCCGCCUGAAGCCCUUCUGCAACUACCGCUUCAGAGUUACCGCUGUUAAUAAAAUUGGCCAGAGCAACCCCAGCAAGCCCUCCAAUGAGCACAGGUCACCACCAGCAGCUCCAGGAUUGAACCCCACUAAUGUGCGCACUAAUUCAACAGAUCCAGGGACUCUGCUAAUCACAUGGGAUGAGAUGGAAAAGCACCUCCAUAACGGCCAGGACUUCAAGUACCAGGUGUACUGGCGGGAGGCUAACAAUAAAAACACAAACUGGAACACUGCCUCUGUGAAGUCUCCACCGUUUAUAGUAAAUAACACAGGAACCUUCACACCAUUUGAGAUCAAAGUCCAGGCGGUCAAUGCAGUCGGAUCAGGACCAGCACCUGUGACAAUGACGGGACAUUCCGGGGAGGACAAGCCAGAGGAGGCCCCCACUGGAGUUUCAACCACUGUGAUGAACAGCACGGUCAGAGUGACGUGGAACCAAGUGCGGAACGUCCGUGGUCAUCUGCUGGGUUACAGGAUAUACAUCAGGAGGCUAGGUCCUUCCAGCAGACGAGACAGGAGGUCUCUUGGCAAACAUCACCACAUGGGGGAAAGAGACAAACAUGAGCACCAUAAACGGACGAACAGGGACAGCUGGAUGGUUGAGGUCCGUGGUCCAAAGACUUCAGCUGAGGUCACUGGUUUACGCCUCUUCUCCCAGUAUGAGCUCAGGCUCACAGCCUUCAACAGCAAAGGGGAGAGCCCUCCUUCCACGCCGGUACAUUUAAACACCCCAGAGGGAGCUCCUGGUCCUCCUGCAUCUUUGAGGUUUGAAAGCCCCACAGAGACCUCACUGAUUCUUCACUGGACUCCUCCACAUGAAAUCAAUGGCAAACUUCUGGGAUAUGUGGUGCAGUACCAACAAGAUGGGGAGAGUCAUGGCAACCUGGUGAAGUUCGAGAUGAUCAGCGAUCAAGUAAACCAUUUUGAGCUGAAUGAUCUGGACCCUAGCAGUUAUUACAUCUUUAAGGUUAUCGCACUAACUGCUGCAGGACAGGGUCCUUACAUUGAAGGGAGGGUUGCCACCCUGCUGGAAGGAGUUCCUCCAUCAAACAUCACUGUAGUUUCCAGCAACACGUCGUUCAACCUGAGCUGGGUGCCUGGAGACCGCCACAGAAACCACGGUUUCCACAUCCACUACCUCAGGUGGAAAAGUGGAAAAGAACUGGAAAAAGGAUUGGGAAGCGCAGCUGGCGUUAGGUGGGAAAGGUCAGAACUGAUCAACUCCACACAGGGUUUCUAUUCGCUCACAGGCCUCCAACCAGGAACAAAAUACAGCCUAAUGAUCCUGCAUGAUAACAACUCUCACUGGCAGCAGGAUUUCCGGACCAUGGGACCAGAGCCCUCAGAAAUGCCGGGCAGGUUUGCCACCCAGGGCUGGUUGAUAGGACUUAUCAGCGCCAUUCUGCUUCUGAUCUUGAUCCUCCUCAUCCUCUGUCUAAUUAAACGCAGCAGGGGUGGAAAAUAUGCAGUGAAAGACAAAGAAAAGAAGGAGAUUGACUUUGACCUUCAGAACAAAGAUGAGACCUUUGGAGAGUACAGAUCCCUGGAGAGCGAUGGAGACGAGAAGCGUUCUGACAGCCAGCGGUCUCUCUGCGACCACAGCAAGCUGGGGAGCGAGGACUCCCUGGCUGAAUACGGAGACAGUGUGGACAUCCAGUUCAACGAGGACGGCUCCUUCAUCGGCCAGUACAGCGGCCGUGCAGCCGCUCCCCAUGGCAACGAGAGCUCUGGUCCGGCCUCCCCAGUCAAUCCGGUCCCUCCGCCUCCUAUUGCCCCGUCUAUGUCGAGCGUCCUCAACCGGCCGAGCUAGAUCCACACACACAUAUACAAGAAAUGCACCUAUUCAUGCAUGCCUGCAACAAAACCGAGAAGGGACGGAGCUCUCCUGAUUCCACUGCCUGUUUCCAACACAUUCAACAGUGGGCUUCCACAGGAAGCCUUUCCUUUUUCCACCCUAUGUUUACAGGUUUUACUCUGAAUGUAGCAGCUGCUGAGCAACAAAACUACAAGAUGAAGACAGUCUGGAGCUCCUAAAUCAGCUCCAUCAACCCAGACACAUUUGGCUUUUCAUUUAUUUAGAAGCAGAUCAACAAAUAUAUCUUUUAUUAAAUUCAUUUGAAUUGUUUUAAUGGGUAAUUUGUUGACAGGGAUGGCAGUAAUACUUACCAGACAAGUUUACCUUUAAGCACCACUGCCAAAUUUGUAAUAAUUUCUGUAAACUCAGAAUGAAAACAAGCACCUGGAGUUAGCAGAUUUGUACUGUUGACAGGACAACUUGCUGAAGGAAUCAUGUUUUUGCACUGUCAGAAUAUAAUUGCUUGACUAAAGGAUUUCAAAAACUGGUGCAGCUGAGACCAUUAGAGGACAAUGAUGCAUUUAAUGGAAACGUUUUUUUUUUUUUUUUCAUUUCCCAUUCAUUUUCAGGCUCGUUGUGUUUCUGCACAUUUACUUUUAUUAUUUUUGUUUUUACUUCAGCAUCACCACUUUCUUAUAAGACAUUUUAUUUGUAUUCAUGAACAAACAGUGGAGAAGUGAGGAGCCCCUAACAAAGAUGCAGAUUUUCUCUUGAACAUAAAACGGUACUAACCACUGCUUCUCUGUGCAGCUUCAGUGUGCAACUACACCCUGUAAUCAAACUAAAGCAUCCUGCAAAAUAAUAAUUAAUUUUACCCGAACCCUUUUAUUUGAGUAGAAUGCGCUUCAUUUCAACGUGCCUCUUAGUGAAAACUUUAUCAUAAAAAAAUAUGAUCAACGGCAGUUAAUCCAUUUGACCAGGAGAUGGCACCAGUUUUAAAUGAUUGAAACGAUUUUAGGCUAUGACGUAAUUUCCACGCAUCUGCUUAAACCGGAGUUUGGGUCUCCAGAAGGCUUUGUUGGGAUAAUUCAGGGGAAUCACAGACAGCAAUGCUCUCCUAUGCACGCAAACACAGCUCAUAAAGAGGAGGCAGGUCCACUGGAGAAGAAAGCGUGGAAGGAAAAAAUUAUGCAGGCAGAAAGAGAAUCUUAUGUUUUCCUUCUCCGAAUGUAAAUAAAACCUUAAGAUUGUCUUUUUUUACUUUAUACAGCUUCUUUUAUAAAAUAACCAAAUUGUUGUUAUCUAUUGACGUGUUUGAUUUUGAGCAUUUGUAACCUACAGACCUCCCACCCCACGUCGACUGCUGUUGACUUUUCCUCUCGUGUCACUUAGUAUCUCAAAGCUCCUUUAGAAGAGUAGAAUCAUAGAGUUCGACCCUCUUCCUGUUUCCUUCUAGUGCUUAGAUAUGCAGCAGAAAUACAGAUUAUUAAAACAUCAUGUGACAUAAGGUGACAUUCAUACAAACAUGCCAGAGCAGAGAGUUUUAAAUGGACUUGGCUGAGAUGUGCCGAGCUUUCCUGAUAAACCAGCUCAGGGAACUGGUCGGAUGGCUCUUUCUGAUGGUUUUCUCCAGGAUCAGAAGAUCUGCACUGCAGGAGCUGCUCACCGGGGCUCCGACUGUACCAGACAAACUCAGUCUGACAGGAUAUGUGAUGGCAAAAGGAGAAUGUUCUACAUUACUGAGAUGUGCUAACUAACUUGCUUGUUGCAUUGUGUGCUAUACUGUAAGCUGGCAAACUAACCUCAGACUGUCAACUAAUAAAUAAACAUGGACAACGCAUAAACUGAA
Molecule: messenger RNA, 6195 nt
Organism: Girardinichthys multiradiatus
Lineage: Eukaryota; Metazoa; Chordata; Actinopteri; Cyprinodontiformes; Goodeidae
Product: neural cell adhesion molecule L1.1-like
Exons: 29
Coding region: 462-4361 (1299 amino acids)
Biological process (GO): cell-cell adhesion
Molecular function (GO): protein binding
Source: RefSeq, a predicted model, not a curated record